AUGAAGAAUAAUGAAAGAGAUAAAAAAGGAGAACCGACAAGUUUAUUUUAUUACGAGAUAUACAAGAAGUUAUUUAUUUAUUAUGAAUGUGCAAUAAACGAGAAUGAGAGAAAAAAUAAAAAGUUUUUAAGAAGAAAAAAGAAAAGUAUAGAUGAAUUAAAGAAAUUACAAGAUGAUUUGAUAAUAUUUUUUGAUAAUAAUAUCGAUUUAAUGUGUGAUCCUUUUUAUUUUUUAACAUAUGAAGAAGAAGAUGUAAAUAAAAAUGAAUUAAAGAAUUAUAUUAUUAAUCAUUAUCCUAAAUUAAUAAAUAAUAUGGAAGAAAUAAUAAAAUGUUCGAUUAUAUUAAAUAGGAAUGCUUAUUAUGUGUGUACUUUAUUUAAUGAUGUAUAUUUAAAAAUAGAAAAGAGUAAUAUAAAAAAUGAAAUAAUGAAAUGUGCUUAUAUAUCUGAAGUAUUUAAAGAAUGUAUAGAAAAAGAGAAUUUAAUUAUUAUGAUAUAUAUGGAAAUAUUAAAAUAUUUAAAUAAAAAUGAAAGAAUAGGUAUAUCAUUAAAUAAUAAAAAUGGUGAUAAGUAUACAAAAUAUGAAGAAACUAAUAUAAGUUCUGAUAGAGAUGAGAAUAAUUCAAGUGAUGAUGAUGAUGAUGAUAAUAAUAAUAAUAAUACUAAUGGAUUAAUAAAAAAAAAUGAAGAAGUAAAAACAUCAAGUGUUCAUAGUACUACAUCUAAUAUAAAUUCAUUAACUAGUUUAAAUAUAUCUAAAACUAUUUAUGAAAAUAAUAUAAAUAAUAAUCGUGUUAAUUCAGAUCGUUUUUCAUUAUAUAUAUUAAUUUUAUUAACACAGAAUGAUUUUAUAGAUAAUAUAUUUAUAGAAAUAGAUAACAUUAUUAAAUUCUUAAUUAAAUAUGAUGAUAUAUGUGAUCAAAUAGAUUAUGUAUUUAAUUAUAAAACACAUAAAAUUAAUAUCCUUUUUAAUUUAUUAGAUAUUCUCUUUUUAUAUUUUUCUAAAUUUCAAGCUACUACACAAGUUAUCUCAAGAAUAUUUAAAUUAUUAAAUCAUCUAGUCUCAUCAAAAUAUUUCGAUUUUAUGCCUACUGAUCAAUAUGUUAAGGAGUUAGAUAAUAUAUUAUUCUGGACAGAUAUCAAAAAAAAAAAAAAAUUCUUUACAUAUCUAAAAAAUAUUAGAAGUAAUAAAAUUAUAUCUCAUAUUGAUGAUUAUUAUAAAUUGGAUAUGAAUAUUUCAGAUGAUCCUUUUAUGAAUAAUUUUAUUGAUUUUAAUGAUAUAUCAACAGGAAUAAAAAAUAAUGCGCAAGAUAUUAACAUUAAUAUUAAUAGUAAUAGUAAUAAUAAUAAUAUGAAUAGUAAUAAUAAUAAUAUGAAUAGUAGUAACAACACCAUGAAUAGUAGUAGCAACACCAUGAAUAGUAAUAGCAACACCAUAAAUAGUAGUAAUAACUCCAAUCUUUUUAUAAACAAUAAUUCUAUCCCUAAUAGCAAUAAUUUAAUCACACAGACAUUGUCAAAUUCUAAUCUAAGGAAUGAUAACAAUGUCAUAAAAACUAAUGAGACGUCGACAAGUAGCAAUAUGAAUAAUAAUUUUUUAACAACCCUAAACACACAACAAAACAAUAAUGCUAUAAAUACUAAUAUGUUAGCAAGUAAUCAAGAGAGGAAUGAAAAGGAAGGUGUAAACACAAGUGGAGGUGUAAAUAAUACAAGUUGUCAAUUAAUAAGAGAUAUUCCUUUUGAUAUAAAUAAUUUAUGGAAAGAUAAAAAAAAUUGGAAUAUUUAUGAUCAAUAUAAUAAAAAUUAUAAUACACUUGAGAAGUGUAUUGAUUGUAAUGGUUACUGGUAUAGCUGUAAUUGUAGCUUAUCAGAUUGUGAUAUAUCUAGUUUGACUUUAACUACUCAAAUAAGUUUAUUAUUAAUAUUAUGCUUAUAUCCAAAUAUAGAUAGAUAUGUAUAUGAAAAGAAAAAGAAAAUAAGUUCUAAUGUUUUAUCUAAUAAUAUAAAUAACAAAUCUAGUGAUGAUAAAACAAGUGAUACUAUAAAUGAUGAGAAAGAAAAAAUGAACUUUUCUAAUUUUUAUAGUCCUGAUAUAUGGAAAUACAAUUGUAUGAGUACACAAAAAGAUUUAAAACAUUUAUUAAAUAUAAAAGAUAGUUAUUCUGUAAGUACAGAUUUUAUUAAUGAAAAUGUAUCUUAUUAUUAUCAGUUGUUUACCAAAAUUUUUGAAAAAAAUAAUAAAAAAAAAAAAAAUAUAAAAAUGGAAAAUAAUAAUAAUGAUAAUUUUUGGAAUUAUAUAAAUAAGAGUGGUAAUAAUAUAUUAUUAAAAAAUAAUAAUAUUACAACAAAUAAUUAUAAUAAUAAUAAUAAUAGUAGUAGUAGUAGUAGUGAUAGAAGCUGUAAUGAAAAUGUGAUUAUUUUAAAAUAUAUGGUAAGUUUAUUUACUAAUAAUAAAGAUGAAAUAUUUUCAUCCAUUUUUGAAGAUAAUUUUUUUAAAGUUUCAUAUGAUAUGAUAUUAAAAAAAAUAACAAGUGCUACAUUAAUAGGGACUUUAAUAUUUCAUUUAUUUCAUAUGACAUUUUCUUUUUCAUUUAUAAAAAAUUACAAAACAACAGAUCUAUGGAAUUCUUUAAUUGAUUAUCAUAUAAAGAAAGAUUUUCAUUUAAAAAAAAAAAGAAAUGAAAAUACAAGGAAUUAUAUGAUUGAUCAGAAUGAAGUGGAUUUUAAUGAGGACAGUAUGAAUAAUAAGGGUAUGUUUUAUGAUAGCCAAGAUUUUGUUAAUAUGAUGACUAAUGAUAAUAAAACAUUUGAUGAUAAUAAUAAAACAUUUGAUGAUAACAAUAAAAAUUAUGGUGAUGAUAUUAAAAAUUAUGAUGAUGAUAUAUAUUUAAAUAAAAAAAUUACUCAUAAGAUGAAAAAUAUGGAUGAUAAUAAUAUACAUUUAGAUAGUUCUUAUUAUAAUAAUAGUAAUAAUAUUAUUCAUAUAUAUAAAAAGAAAGGAGAAUAUUUAAUUGAUAUUCUUAAUUUUUUAAAAAUAUUAUGUAAUAACUAUCCACGAUUAGUUAAUAAAUAUGUAUGUAUAUUAAAAAAUAUUAUUAAUAGAUAUCAUUCACGUAUUAUGGAAUUUUCAGAGAUAGAUGAAACAAUUUAUCAUCAUACAUUAGAACAUAUUAAUCAAGAUAUAGAUUCACGAGGACAUGCAGAUGAUAUAGAAAAUGAAUUUUAUCAUCAUCAUCAUCAUGGACAUAUAAAUAAGAAACAUUAUUCUGGAAAACAAAAGAAAUUUUAUAAUAUAAAUGAAGAAAGACGUAUGAUUCUUAUGAAAUAUAGAAGUUUAAAAAUAGUAGCAGAAGAUAAAAUGAAAUUAUGUUUAGAUUUUUAUUCAGAUAUAUUUGUGCAUGUACUUGAUUUUGCAUCUGUAUUAUGUAAUAAUAUAUAUGAUUUAAGAGUAAUAGAAAAUGUAGUCUUAUGUUUUAAAACACCUCUUACAGCUAAUCUAAAUAUAUUUAAUCUGACUAAGAAAUUAUUUAAUCAGUUUAAUUGUGUACUCAAUGGGAAGUAUCAUGAAUUUUCUAAAAUAACAAAUAAACAGCAUAUGCAUGAUAAAACAAGGAAUAAUCAUAUGAAAAGUGAUUUAGAUAUAAUGGAUUAUCAUAUAAGUAGUAUGAAAAGUAAUCAGCAUAAUAAUAAUAUAAACAAUAUAAAUAAUAUUAACAAUAAUAUAAACAAUAAUAAUAACAAUAGUAACAACCAGUUUAAUCGUAUUAAAUUUCAUAAAGAUCUUUAUAAAAUAUUGUUAGAAAGAAAAAUUAUUAAUUCUAAUCAUAAGAUGUCAUCUUUACAAGACAGAAAAGAUUCUUCAAAUAUAAACUAUGAUGAUUAUGAUCAUGAGAUGUUCUCAAAUUUUUAUUUCAUAUAUCUGUAUUAUUUCAAAAUUAAUUUAUUAGAAAAAAUAUUUGAACAGAACAACUUCUUAAAAGAUAUUUUAAGAAAUUACAAUAUAUUAGAUAUGUUAGAAAAAAAUAAUGUAUAUCUAAAUAAUUUAAUAAAAGAAAAUGGAUUAAUUGAAAAACAUUUAAAAGAUAAAAAGAUUUUUGAAGCAUGUCCUCAAUCAUAUGAUAUAUUUAAUAAAAUGGUAUUAUUAGAAAAUGAUGAGUAUUCAAAUAGUGUUAGAGAUGCAAAUAAAAUACUUAUGAACAUUGAUGACAAUAAUAAUAAGUUGAAAUCGUUUGUAAAUUUUAAAGGAUUGAAUGAGAUACAACAACAUGUUUUAAAUGAAUUAUUUCCAAAUGUUAAUAUGACAAUUAAUUCGAAUAUUAUUCAAUCAAAUAAUAAUAUAAAUAUGGUAAAUAAUUUAGGACACUCAAGUGGAGUCACUUCCCUGCAAGGUCUAAACGAAAAUAUAAAUGGAAAUAUAAAUGGAAAUAUAAAUGGAAAUAUAAAUAUAAAUGCAAAUACAAAUAUAAAUGCAAAUACAAAUAUAAAUGCAAAUACAAAUAUAAAUACAAAUACAAUCACAAAUACUCAUCCUUCUAACCAUAUUAGUGAUCAUCCUUUUGGAGAUAAAAGUUUUCUAGAAAAUAUCCUGAACGAACAGAAUUGUAUCAACUAUUUACUCAUAGAAAAUAAAUUAACAGAAAAUUUAUUAAGAGAAAAUAAUUUUUUAAAAUGCGAAUUUAAUAAAUACAAUAUUGUUGAUUUAUUUUAUAAAAAUAAAAUAAGCGAAACAUUAUUAGAUAAUUUAAAAAGUAUUAUGUUAAACGAAUAUGAUUUAUUAGAAAUUUUAUCUUAUGAAAAAAAAUUUAAAAAUAUGAAUCGUAAUGUAGAUGGUUCUUAUAAUGAUAAGGAAGCCAUACAAAUAUUUUUUGAUGAUAAUAAAGAUGCUAUAGAUUUUUUUAAAGAAAAAAAAUAUCAAACAAGGAUGUUAAAAAAUAAUAAUCAACAACAUCAUUAUGAUGAUGAUGAGGAGGAGGAGGAUGAUGUUAUUGAUGUUGAUGGUGAUCAUUAUGAUGACAAUGGUAAUAGGAUUCUUUUGAAUCAUCUUCAAAAUAAUAAUAGUUUAAUGAAUAGAGCAAAAAUAAUAUUAAGAACAGAAUUAGAAUAUGAAAAGAAACAUAUAAUGAUUGAUACUCAUUAUUUAUUAAAAAAUAUAUUUGAAAGAAAUUUAUAUCCAUAUAAUUGUUUAAAAAUGUUAGAAAAAUGUUUAUUAUUUUUAUCCUCAGUAAAUAAUAAUAAGUUAUGUUAUUAUUUACCUAUAAAUAAAAAUUUAUUAAUUGAUUAUAUUUUAUUAGAACAAUAUGAAAAUAAUAAUUCAUCAUAUGUUAAUAUAUCUAAAAAAGGAGAUGAUAAUAAAAUGAAUCAUAAAGAUGAUAAUUAUAAUAAUAGAGAUUAUGAUGAUGAACACGAAGAAGAAGAAGAACAGAAUCGAUUUUUUAAAAUAAAAAAUAAAAAAUAUAAUAAUUUCUUAUCAUUAUUAGAUAUACAAAAUAUGGAUAGUACAACAAAUUAUAAAAAUGUGUUUAUACAUAAUUUAAAUAUGUGUAAUAAAAUUAAAGAAGGAAAAGAAAAAAAUAUAAAACAAUAUAAAACAAUGCAUUUGCUUGAUAUUUUAUAUGAUAUUAUUAAAACAAAAUAUAAUUCAUCUGUAGAUAUAAGUAAUUUAAAAUGUAUAUGUAUAGAAAUAUUAUGUUCAAGCUUUGUAAAAAAUUCUUCUUCUGCAUUAUCAGUUUUAUGUUCAUUAACUGAAAUAUUUCCAGAUAUCUUUAUGGAAAAUAUGAAAAAAUAUACAGAAAAUAAUGAUAAUAUAAAAAAAAAAUUAGAAUUUAUAGAUAAACAAUUAUUAAUAGGUCAAAUGAAAUAUGAAACACUACAUCAAAUAGCAUCCAAUUUUGUUCAACCAACAUAUAAUUUAAAAAUUAUUAUUACAUUUAUGAAAUGUGUUAAUUAUUUAUUAUAUAUGAUUGGAAUAAAGAGAAAAUUUAAUAUGUCCUUAAGUAAAAUAUGGUAUUUCUUUAAUAAUAUAGAUAAAAUAGAAGAAAUCGAUCAAAAAAUUAAAAGAAGAAAAUUAUAUCAUGCAAAUAAACAAAACAUGGAAUCACAAUAUUCUAAAACUGGAAUGAAUCAACAUAAUUAUUAUCAUCAAAAUAAUAAAAAAAAAGGUUCAUCGAGUUAUGUCUUUUUUGAUAUAUUUUUUAAUUUCGAUUUAUUUUUUGAUGAAUUAGAAAAGGAAGAUGAUUACGACGAUGACGGUGGAGCAUAUAAUGAUCAUGUAUAUAAUAAUAAGAAUAAUAGAGGAAAUAAUAAAACUAACAACAACAAUAAUAUUGACAAUAAUAAUAAUAUUAAUGUGAGUGAGUAUAGUGGUGGAAAAUAUAAUAGAGAUAUGUAUUCACAUAAAGAUCAUAUAUUAAAUAAUAAUAAUAAUAAUAAUGAUGAUAAAUUAAAUGAUUUAUCAUGUAAUAAUAAUAAUUAUAAUAAUAAUUAUAACGAAUAUGAUGAUAUUUAUGAUAAUUGUUUAAAAAAAAAAUUAAUGAUCUCAGAUGAAGAGAAAAAUAUCUGUAAACAUUUAAUUUUAUUAACUAACUAUAUUGUGCAAGAUAUUUUUUAUAAUUUAAUAAAUAAUUUUAUAUUAAAAAAAAUAAAAGAAAAAAAAUAUGAAAAAGAAGAUCUUUUAGAAGAAGAUAUAAAGUGGGAAUUAUUAAUGAAUAAACAAGAGAAUUCCAUAUUUAAAAGAAGAUAUAAUUUUUUUAUUCAUAAAUCAAAAAAUAUAGAAUUACAAAUAAAUCAAAUGCAAAUUCAAAUCAAUAUAAAUAAUUCCUAUAUAGUACAAUUAGAAAAUUUACUUAAACAAAAUAAUAUACCUUUUGAGCCUUAUAUUAUAUCACAAAGAAUGUUUGAUAAAUCAUUUAAUGAUGUAAAUCACACAAUAAAUAAUAGUAUGCUUCUAAAUUUUAAUACAUCUCUUAAUAUGACAUCUAAUUUAAUGACAAAUACAUCACAAGGAAAUAAUAUAAACAAUUCUUCCUUAUUAUCAGGUAUCAACACAACAUCAUUAUUUGAUAAUAAAUCUGGAUCAACAAAUUUUUUUUCAACUAAUAAUAAUAUGUUAAAUCAGGCAAAUAAUAUAUCAACCACAGGUGGUUUAAACAUUAAUAAUAAUAAUAAUACUAAUACUAUUAGUAGUAGUAAUAAUAAUGUUGGUUCACCUGUUUCUAUGUUUGGAUCAACCAAUUUAUCUCCUUCUUUGGAUAAAAGUAGAACCGAUUAUGUUUCAUCUAUGAGAAUUGCUUCUCAUUCACAAGAUACAAACAGAACAGUAAAUAAUACAAAUAGUGGUGGUAAUAUAUUUUCUUCAUCCUUAUCGAAUCCAUUAAAUCAAGGAAUUACAAAUACAAAUAAUAUGUUUAAUACAUCAUCAAAUGAUAAUAACCCAACAAAUAUAAAUAAUAAUAAUUCUUCCUUGUUGAAUACUUCAAAUAAAUUAUUUGGAACAACAACAACAACAAAUACUACAUCCUCAUCAAAUUUUUUAGGAACAAAUAAUAAUAUAUCAUCUGGAAUUUUUGGUUCCAUGUCUAAUAAUACUAAUGAAAAACCAAAUUUAUUUUCUGGUGUUAAUCAAAAUAAUCUUUUUGGUAAUACAAAUAUAUCAAGCAAUCCAACUUUAUCAUUAAAUAAUAAUACAAUUGGAAGUAAUAUAAAUAAUUCUGGACAGAAUUUUUUACAGAAUCAAAAUAAUUUAUUAACAAAUCAAACAUUAAAUACUAGCAUAUUCGAUAACAAAAAUGUUUUAAGUUCAAAUAAUUUAUUAUUAUCUGGUCAACAACAAAAUAAUACAUCUUCAUUUUUAAGUAAUUUGCGAACAAAUACUUUAUCACCUUCUUCAGGUUCAUCUAUUUUUAAUCAAUCAAAAGAUUUAAUGACAAAUAAUAAUAAUAUGAAUUUAAAUAAUAGUAGUAGUAAUAUGAAUACACUUUUUGGUGCUACUAAUACACAAUCGACAUCAAGUAAUAUCUUUUCAUCAAAUAAUAAUAAUAUUUUUUCAACAAAUGCAAGUACAAAUAAUAUGUCUUUGUUUAAUAAUCAGAAUGUUUUAAACAAUAAUAUGUUUACAUCUACGAAUAACAUGAACUCUAAUAGUAAUAUUAAUAAUAAUAAUAAUAAUAAUAAUAUUAAUAAUAAUAAUAGUAAUAGUAAUAAUCAGGUGCCGUCGUUAUUUUCUAAUAUGACAUAUAAUAUGUAUAACAAUAAUAAUAAUAUUAAUAAUAAUAAUAAUAAUAAUAAUAUUAAUUUACCCCAAUUUAAUAAUAUAGAUGAAUUAAAAAAAUAUUAUGAAGAUUUAAAAUUAAAAACAAAUGUAUUAAAUACUGAAGUAUAUAAAUACAAAAUAGAACUAAAAAAAAAUGAAUAUAAUUUAAAUAAAGAAAAGAAGAUUCAAUUAUUAAAAGAAAAUAAAUUAAGAGAAAAUAAAAGUAAAUCCGAUAUAAAUUUUAAAGAUAGUGAAAUGUAUAUAUUGAUUAUUUUAGUAUUCAUGUAUUUUAAAUUAAUAUUAAAAGGACCACUUCCAAAUGAUAAUAAUAAUAAUAAACAAUUAAAUCGUGUAAUGAAUGAGAGAUAUGAUUAUUUGUGUGAUUUUAGACCAACAAUGUAUUUAUUUGAACAAAUAUUAGGAGAAUCUAAUAAAUUUAUGACUCUUUUUUUUAAUAUAAUUUUCUUAGAUAAUAUUAUUCAUGAAGAAAAUAAAAAUAUGGAAGAAUUAUUAUUAAAAUGUAAAAAUUAUUGUGAUUUUAUAAAUGUAUGUAAUCAAGAAAAAUCCAUUUUUUUAAAAAAAAAAAAUCUAUAUCAUGAUACUAUGACUAAAAAAACAGAUAAAAAAAAGGAGGAGGAUCAUAAAGAAAAUAAUAAUGAUAACAAACAAGAUUAUAAAAAUGGAAGUAAUAAUAAUAUCUUUACAUCUAUGACAUCUGAGGUCUUUUUUAAAAAAAAAUUACAAUAUUUAACGUGUUCUUAUUCUAAACAAUAUUAUAAUUCUUUAUUUUUUUAUAAAAUAAAAUCUUUAGGACUAGGAAUAUUGAAACUAUUGUUUGAAAGAGAUGUUCUGUUUAUUCAUAUGUAUAAAUUAUGGAGGAAUGAAAAAUUACUUCAAAAGAAAAUGGAAAAAUAUAAAUUCGAUCUUAACAUUAUAGAUCCUAAUAAUAAAAAUGAUAAUAUUAAUAAAAAUGAUGAUAAUAAUAAAAAUGAUGGUAAUAAUAAAAAUGAUGGUAAUAACCAAAAUGAUGGUAAUAACCAAAAUGAUGGUAAUAACCAAAAUGAUGGUAAUAACAAAAAUGAUGAUAAUAAUAAACAUAAUGUAAAUAUUAAAAGAAGAGGACGAUCAACAGAAUUUUUAGAAAAAAAAUUUAAUAUGACAGAAUCUGUAUGCUCUCCUAUAUGUGUUCAUAAUUUUUUAUUUAAAAAUAUUAAUAUAAAUUCAAGAACGACUUAUUUAAUUUUAUUAUUAAAGAACUUUUUUAGAGAUAAUGAAAUGAAUAAAGUGAUAAUAUAUUUUAUUCUUCAAAUAUUUAUAAGAGAUUGUAAAACCACUAUUAAUAUUUUAAAAAGAGAUAAUGAAUCUUUUAAUUUCUUGAAAUAUGCCUUGAGAAGUAUAUUUAUUUAUAAUUUGAAUAAACAAAAAUUUAAUAACUGUUUUAUUAUAUCUAAUAGGACUAUAAAAAUGAAAAAUAUCAUAAACAAUUUUAUUGAUUUACCUCUUUUAUAUUUUUUAAAAAAUUCAAAGGAUAUGAAAAAUAAAAUAUUGCCCAGAAUUUUGAAGAAUAAUUUGGAUAAGCAGAUAGACUCUGAUCACUUGGAAAAUAAAAAGGGUGUAUUGAAUACGAUUAAUUGGUUAUCUUAUAUGAAUAAGGAUGAUUAUGAGGACGUGCAUAAAGCAAAUAAUGUUGAUGAUGCUGACAAUGAUGAUGACAAUGAUGAUGACAAUGAUGAUGAUGACUAUGAUGUUGAUGAUGAUGAUAAUAAUGAUGAUAAUAAUGAUGAUAAUAAUGAUGAUAAUAAUGAUGACAAUAAUGAUGACAAUAAUGAUAAUGAUGACAAUUAUUAUGACUAUGAUAGCGAUAAUAAUGACGAUUUUUUUUAUGAUAAGCACAUACGUAAUAACCUAAAAAAGAAAUCAAACAAUGCUACCAAAAAAAGUAUACUUCUUUUAAACCAUGAAAUGUAUAAGAAUAAAAUGAAAUAUAUGAAUAAUAAAAAAAAAUUAAGAUAUAAUAAAUUAAACAAUAAUAAUGGAGAUAAUAAUAUUGAAUUCGAUGAGAAUGUUGAUUAUAAUGGAUUUAUAUCUAAAUAUAAAAAUAUGAAAUUAAAAGAAAAAUAUGAAUCUAAAUAUAUUUAUGAUUAUUUAUCAGAUAAUGAUUUAAUAGAUACAAUUAAAAGUAAAAAGAUUUGUGUUUUUUAUGAUAAUAAAGAAAAAGAAGAUGAUAAUGAAAAUUUUUCAUUAUAUAAUUCAAUAUCAGAAAGUUUUAAUGAUGGGUAUUCUAAAAUAGAUUAUUAUAAUGAAAUAAAAUCUAUAGAUUAUAAUAUUGUAGGAUAUUGUAGUUCAUUUAAUUUUUUACCUAUUAAUAAUUUUUAUACUGAAAAAUAUGACUUUAUAGAAAAUGAAUUAGUAUAUAUGAGUGAUUUAAAAUUAUAUUUCUAUGUAAAAUCUUUUAAACGUCAUACUUAUUUUAAGAAACUUUUAAAUAUUGAAAAUGUAGGCAAAAAAAAUAAUAAUAAUAAUAAUAAUAAUAAUGAUGAUGAUAAGGAAGAAGAAGGCAUUUAUAAAAAUAUGGAUGAUAUAGAUUAUUACAAUAUGGAUGACCAAGAUAAUAUUAUAAAUAGUAAUAUAAAGAGUGACAAAUAUAUAAAUAAUAUAUAUAAUAUAAAUAAACAAAGUAAUCUUUAUGAUGUAAAUAAAAAAAUGAAUACAAAUCAUGAUAUGAAUUUAAAUGAUAAUACAAAUAGUAAUAGAAAACAAAUGGAUGAAUUAAAUGAAGCUAUAUCAUAUAUUAAAAAUGAUAAUUAUAUAAAAACAGAUGCUACAAAUAAUAUUGAACAAAUUAUAGAUAAUGAAAUUAAAUAUUAUGAUUUCUUUAAUAAAUUAAAUAAAAUGAAUGAGAAUUUAUUAUUUUCUAAUAUUUUACAAAAUAGUAGAGAAGAUAAAAUGAAAUAUUUAGAAUAUAUAAAAAAUAUAGUAGAAAAUGAUAAUACAAAAGAUCCCAACAAUAUCAACAAUAAUAAUAUUAAUAAUAAUAAUAUCAACAGUGAUAAUAUCAACAAUAAUAAUAAUAAUAAUAAUAAUAAAUUAAAUAACAAUUUAUUACAUCCUUUAAUCGAUUUGCUACAAGCCAAAAAGAAAGAAACAGAAAAAAAAAUUAGUAAUGAAUUAAGAAAAAAAAAUAUUUUUAUGAAUAAUGAAUUGUGUGAAUGGAUUGAACUAAGUCAUUUAUUAAAUAUAGAUGUAGAUUAUAAUGAUAUUAGAAAUAUAAAUAGAAAAAAAAAAAUAUUAAAUAAUUAUAGUAAGACACCAAUAACGAAAUUAAUAUUAUAUUUUUAUGAAAUUAUAACAAGGAAAUAUUUAUUCUUAAAUAAUUCCAAUUUAAGUUCAAGUUCUAGUUCAGAUUCUUUGAUAGAAAAUUGUAUACUAUCUUUAUUAGGUCUUUCAUUUAUACCUUCAAAAAAUGUAGAAAAAAAAAGAACUAUGGCAUCUAAUAUCGAAGAAGGUUUGGAGUUAGAAAAUGAAUGCUUCUUAAAUUGUCUAAUAAAUGAUAUUGUAAUUCAAUUUUCUAGUUAUGAUAAUAUAUCAGAGUUAAUUUGUGCCGAUUAUUAUGAUGAAAAGGAUUUACCUGAUAGAUGUAAUAGAAAAUCUAAAUAUAAUGUAUUAAGAGAUGUAGAGAGAAAGAAAGGGGGUAUAGUUAAGAAUACAAAUGGGAAGGAUUUACACAAUAAUGAUAAUGAUGGUGAUGGUGAUGAUAAUGAUGUUGAUGGUGAUGAUAAUGGUGAUGGUGAUGAUUAUAAUAAUGAUUAUAAUAAUGAUUAUAAUAAUGACAGUAGUGAUGGUGAUAAUUAUAAUAUACUGAGAAAAAGGAAUAAAUGCUUUGAUGAUAAAAAAUAUUAUAGUUCUAAGCUUUUAAAAAAAUAUGAAAGUAAAGAUUAUUAUAAAAAGAAUAUAUUUUUAAACAAUAUUAAUAACAUAAAACAAUAUAAUAUUUUUGAGAAGAAUUCUUAUUUUAUUAAAAGUUUAAAUAUUAUUUAUAUGUUAUCAAGAAAUAAAAAAAUGAAAGAUUAUAUUAUCAGUUUUAUAAAUAAAAUGUGGAUAAAUAAAUUUAAUGUAUUUUAUUAUAUAACACAACAUGUAAAUAUUCAAAAAUUAAAAGAUACAGAAAAAAUAUUAUUUUAUAAAAUAUCAUUUCAUAUGUUAAAUAUAUUUAUACCUAUAAUUGAUCAUAUAUUAAAUAAUAUAGAUAAAUAUGUAGAAUGUUUUAUGAAUAUAAAUUUGAUAAGUGAUACCUCUGAGAAUAACAAUCAGGAACUUAAUUAUAAACAACAUGAUGUAAAUAAAGAUGGUAUUAAUAAUAUAGAUAAUUUUUCUGUCCAACAGAAUAAGAUUCAAAAAGAAAAAGAAAAAGAAAAAAAAAGAAAAAAAAAUUAUACUAAUAAUAUAUAUGAUAUUAUUAAUGAAGACAAUUUUCAUGAAAACAAAAAUAUUUUUGAAUUUUUAAAUCCUAUAUUUAAUUAUGAUAAUAUACAGAAUUUUAUAAAUCAUUAUAUACAUAUUAUAAAAAAUUAUAAUGAUACUUAUUUAAAACAUUAUAUAUAUCAUUAUUAUUUAUUUAAUUAUGAUUUCUCUUUUCAAAAUGUAUAUAACUAUUCAAACAUUGAGCAUAUUCAUUAUAUAAAAAAUGAUUCCAAUCCUUCUCAAUAUAAUAAUAAUAUUAAAAAUAACAAUAAUCAUAAUAAUAUGUAUAAUUUGAAUAAUACUCCUAAUAAUAAUGUAAAUUUAUUAUAUACUAGUAUUAUUAAUACCUAUGUAAAUUUCUGUAUGUGUUCAACAAAAUUUAAUCAAUAUAAUAGUAGUAAUAAUAAAUGUAUUUCUCAAUAUAAGUUUUUAUAUGAUAACUAUUGCAUGUAUAAUAAUCACAGAUAUGCAAGUAAUGAACUAGAAGAAGAUGGAAUUGGAUUAAAUAAAAAGAAAGAUAAAAAAAAAAAAAAAAAAAAAAAUAUACACAAUAAUGAUAUGUUUGAUAAUUAUUAUGUGAAUAAGAGUGAUGUAGAUGAGAUGGAUCACAUAAAUGAUUCUCUGAAUUGUAAUAAUAAUAAUAAUAAUAAUAAUGAUGAUAAUGAUGAUAAUGAUGAUAAUAAUGAUGGUUGCUUGAACUUUGAACAACUGAAUGAAAUUAUUGGAAAUCAUACAUAUUUAAAAAGUUUUUUAAACAAAUAUUAUUUAAAUAAAAGUUGUAUUAAUUAUAAGGAGAGAUUAGAAGGAAAGAAAAGAAUACGAGAAGAAUUAAAAGAAUAUUAUUAUUUACAAAAGAAUGUAUAUAUAUAUAAUAGUUUAAAUUAUUUAAAUAUUAAUUAUAAAAAUUGGUUAUUAGUAUAUAAAACAUAUAUAGAAAAAAUUACAUAUUUGAUUGAUAUAGUUUUAAAAAUUAAAAGUAAUACUAUAAAUAAGAAAAUAUAUUAUUUAAAGAAUUAUUUUUAUAUAAUAAAUAAUAUUCAAAAACAUUUAAAAAAUAUAACAUUUGUUAUAAAAUCAUCUUAUUAUAUUAAUUUCAAUAUUCAAAUAACUCCUAUAUUAUUUAUUGUAUAUUUAUUUAUUAGUAUAUUUUUCUUUUCACAUAAUAAAAAAUUUGCAUUCACAUAUUUAUCACAUAUUAAUAAAGGAUUUCAUAAUUUAUUUAAAAAUAAAAAGAAUUUCAUGUUGAGGUGUAUAGAAAGAAGUGAUAAUGAAGAUGAUCAUGAUCAAGAUAAAGAGUGGAGAGAACAAGAGAAGCAAAAAAGCAAGACCAAAAAAAAACUUUUAGAAGAAAAUGAAAAAUUAGGAAAUGAGCAAGAAUAUAAGACAGAUGGAAAAAAUAAAAGUAAUGACAACAACAAAAAUAGUGAUAACAAUGAAAAUGAUAACCAAGAAAAUGAUAAUAGUAAUAAAUUUGAUAAGUUUAGAAUUGAAAAUAUAAAAUAUAAUAAAAAAUUAAAAAUGUCUAAUCUGUUUUCAAGAAAAAUUUUGAAUAAAGAAUUUCAAGGAAAUAUAUUAAAUAUACCUCAAAAAAAAAUUUACAACAAUUCAAAUAUAAAUAUUAAUGAUACAUAUCCAUAUAUGGAUAUACGUAAUAGUGUUCAUGAAAUAAGUAGUAGUAAAAAUAAAAAUUUCCUUUCUUUAAAUGAUAUAAAUGAUAAUCAUAUAAAUAAUGAAAAUUAUCUUAAUCAUCAUAAUAAUAAUAGUACAUUUUUUAGUGAUAGUUAUUAUUAUAUUAAUACAAAUAAAAAGCAUUUAAAGAAAAAAGAUAAUAAUAUAUUAUCAAAUGGAAUAUCUCACAAUAAUAAUAAUAAUAAUAUAUAUUUAGUUGAUGAUUUAUAUGAUAAUUAUCCUAACAAUGAAAAGAUAUAUUAUGAUGUUCAUAAUGAAUAUUCAAAAUUAAUAUUAAAAAGUAAUGAAUUUUUUGAUGACUUAUUAGAAUUAUUAAUAAUAUUAAUAACAAAAAAGCACCCUAUAUUAAAUAAAUAUACUAUUAUAUAUAUAUAUGAAUGUUUAUAUACACUAUUAAAUAUAUAUCACUACAACAAUAAUAAUAAUAAUCAUCAUAAUCAUCAUAAUAAUAAUCAUAAUAAUAAUAGUUAUGGUUAUUAUAAUAUGUCUAAUAAUAAUGACGAUUUUAAUAAUAUAGGACAUACAAAAAAUAUGUUCUUAUCUUUAAUAAGAAGAAUUGAUCAGAAUGUUUUGAGCGAAUUUAUAAGUACAUUAUUUAUUGAUUCUUAUAAAAAUUUUUAUAUAAAUAGAAAUUCGAUAAUACCUAUAUAUUUUUAUAAUAACAUUUAUAAGUUUAUUGAUUAUAACACUGAAGUUUUUAUGUAUUAUGAAGGUAAGAAGAAAAUAUAUAAUACAAAUAAUAAUGAUAAUAUUAAUAAUGAUAAUAUUAAUAAUGAUAAUAUUAAUAAUGAUAAUAUUAAUGAUGAUGAUGAUAUGUCUUAUUAUUAUCGUAAAGGACGUACUAAUAAAGGAGAGUUAUUUUAUAAAAAAAAGAAGAAUUAUAAUGCACAAAAAAGUGUACACUUUUUAUUAAGAGGAGAAAGCAAUCAAAUAAAUAAUACAAACCAUAAUGCAAAUAAAAAAAAAUCGAAUUUUUUUUCGAGAAGAAGUCAAUUGUUUACAGAUACAGAAGAUUUAUUAGAUAGAAAGAAAAAAAGAAAAUAUAAAGGAAGAGAAAAUAAAUAUGCUAAAUAUGAUAGUGAUAUAAAUUAUGACGAUGAUAUGUAUGAUGAUGAUGAUGAUAUAUAUAAUAAUAAUAAUAAUAAUAAUAAUAAUAUUUAUAAUAAUAAUGGUGAUAAUAAUAUAUGUAAUAGUUUUAAUAAUAAACUUACUAAUUUUAAUUUAAAAAAUGGACUUAAAAAUAAAAUCCAUCUUAAUAAUAAAAGUUUGAAUAUAUAUGAAGAAUCUUAUUGUUGUAAUUUUUUAUAUAAUAAGAAUGAUUUAAAUCUUAUGAGUAUAAAUUUAUUAAUAUUUUUAUUAAAUAAAAUUGGUUUAUAUGAAAUAGAUAUAAAAAUAGAUGAGAAUAAUAUAAAGAAUUUGAUUAAAGGGAAUUUAUUUUUAUUUCAUCAACAUUUAAAUAAACAACUAGAAAAUAAAAUUUUACACACAUGUUUUUUAUUAUGUGCCUUAUGUGAUACAACAUAUAUAAAUGAGUUUGUUUUUAAAGAGGAUUUAUUUAAUUUAUUUUUAAAAAGUAAUAUAUUUGAUAAUUUAUAUGAAUAUAAAUUUAAUAAUUUAUCAUCAAGUAUUUCUUUUUUAACCUUCCCUACAAACUUUUUAGAAAAUAAAAAUAUAUACAUCCCUUUGCCUGUCCUUAUUAUUGCAUAUAUAACAGUUAUAUUAAAAGUUGUAGAUAAGAAGGGAUUAUAUUUAUUUAAUAUAAUAAGUAAAUGGAUUUUAAAAAAUAUUAAUAUUUUUAUAAAUCAUUUAAUAAUUAAUAAUUAUUUAAUGAAAUCAAAUGAAAUAGCUCAUGAGGUUAAUAAUUUUACAACAAAUAAUCAUAAUUUAAUUUAUAAAUGUUUAUGUUAUUCUUCUACAUGCAAUUUUACAAAACAGAGAAGAAUUAAUUCAAGUUAUUAUAAUAAUAUCAUGAUGCAUGUUGAUAAAUCAAAAAAAAAUAAUUACUCAAAGAAAGAUUUUUUUCACAUGAAAGAUAAAAAUAAUCACAUUAAUAAUAUUAAUAAUAUUAAUAAUAUUAAUAAUAUCAAUAAUAUCAAUAAUAUUAAUAAUAUUCAUAAUAAUCAGCUACUUUUUGAUAGUUUAUAUAAAGAAGAUAUACAUGCUGAUAAAAAUAACUCAGAAGAAUAUAUUAAUCAUGCUAAUGUAGAUGUUCUUAAUUUAGAUAUCAUUUAUUCCAGCACAUAUUAUUUGUUGAGACUCUAUAAAAACUAUCUCCUCUACAUACAUCAGAAUUAUUUAGGAAUGAAGAAAUUAAAAAUUGCUGAAAUGAAUAAAAUCAAACAAGAAAGACGAAUAUUGAAAAGUAAAAAGAAAAAGAAAACAAUGACAGAGGACAAGAAAGAUGAAUUAAUAGAUUCGGAUGAUUAUGAGGAGGAACAUGAAAAUGUAGAUGAAGAGGAGGAAGAUUAUGAAGAUGAUGAUGAAGAGGAAGAAGAAGAAGAAGAAGAUUAUGACGAUGAAGAGGAAGAAUAUUAUGAUGAUAAUGACAAUAUGUUUGAUAAAAAUGUAAGAAAAAACGUACGUAAUAUAAAAAGUACAUAUAAUACCCAUUUAUAUAAAGAAAGAAAAAAUAAUUUUAUUUAUAAUAAUAAUGAUGAUAACCUAUUUAAGACACAGAAUGAUUAUGAUAGAUAUACCAGAAUAUAUAAUAAAAACAAAUUAAAUAAUUUAAAUAAUUAUUAUGAUACAUAUAAUAAUACUGAUGAAGAUUAUAAUAAAAAAUUUAUAAAAGAUAAUGAAAAUUUUGUAUUAGAUAAUACAUUAAAAUUUGAAUUUAAUGAAAUAUCCUUGAAUAUAUGUAAUAUAAUUAAAGAACAUACAUAUAUACUUCAAUAUAUAAAAGAUCUUUUAAAUAUAUUAUCUAUAUUUGUUAUAUAUGAUAUAAGUUUAAAAGAUGAAAAUGAUCUAUUAAAUAAAAAUUUAAAUAAUAUUGCAUUAGAAAAAAGAAAAAAAAAUAUUAGAACACAUAGAAUAUUACAAAAUAUUAUACCUAAAUAUUCAAUCAAAUUUCAUUGUAUUAAUUUAUGUUUAGAUAUUAUAGAAUAUGAUAUAGGUUUAUAUGAUGAAUAUGUUCAACAAUCAAAAACAAAAUAUUAUGAAUAUAUUAAAAUUAUUUUAAAGGUUUUUAUGAAUACAUGCUUUUAUUUUAUUAAUAUUAUUAAAUAUGAAAAUUUCCAUAUGUUGAAAAGUGUAUCGAUGGCUAUGAAAAAAUUAACAAAUAUUAUUUUCUUCUUAUUAAAUAAUUUAACAAUAAAAGAAAAAACAAAUGAUAAUAAAAAUCAAACACUUUUAAAUAAAUUUAUAUAUGAUAAAAGUGGAUUCAAAAAAAAUGCGCAUGAAAUUACUACAGAAUUAUUUAAUACAGAUUAUAAUAUAUUUAAUGAUAAAAAAUAUACAUCAGAUAAUAUUAAAAAAUUCCUUGAAAAUAUAGAAAUUGAUAUUCUUGUUCUCAAAAAAAUAUUAACAUGUGUUAUUUAUUUUACAUAUGCUAUGUUAAGUAAUCAAAAAGUUAAUAAAAUUAAUAUCGAACAUAUCAAUUUAAAUCAUAUCAAUAAAAUUAAUUUAAAAAAAAUUGCAAACAAAUAUUUAGAAAAUAAUAAUAUAUUGAAAGUAUUCACAUUUAUUCUACAAAGAUCUACUCAAAUUUAUUAUCUUUUAUAUAAUUACGCCUCCAAAUCAUAUACCAAAUGA
Messenger RNA from Plasmodium adleri (nom. inval.), 18150 nucleotides. Its product is annotated as conserved Plasmodium protein, unknown function. The coding region runs from base 1 to 18150 and encodes 6049 amino acids. Lineage: Eukaryota; Apicomplexa; Aconoidasida; Haemosporida; Plasmodiidae. The record is from RefSeq and is a predicted model, not a curated record. The transcript has a single exon.